AUGGCCGAUGCUGAACUAGCAACCAAAGCUCCCGAAUCCGAUGCAAUGGAAAUCCAAGGCGAACCAUCUGUUGUCUCAUCCGCAGACUCCAAGGGUGAGACUGGCGCCAGCAUGGGGGAACACUGUGUUACAGACCGCCCGGCGCCUGACGAUCGUCAACCAUCCGGCGAAAUGUCCAAGAUGGGCGAUGUUGAUGUCUACAUCUCGAAACCCGCUGAUUAUCCCAAGACCCCGGCAAAGCUUCUCUUACUCCUUACCGCCGGUACGGGUGUGCACUCGGUAAACAAUCAGAUCCAAGCGGAUAUGUUCGCCGCCGAAGGCUUCGUGGUGAUCAUGCCCGACCAGUUCAAGGGUGAUCCGGCGCCGAGUUCCAACAAGACUACCAUGCUCAGCUCUCCCGGCUCUCCUGGGGAGCCGCCGCAGAGUCCAAGCAUCCUCGAACGAAUUAAACUUGGUGCCGCGGAGACGGCCAAGUCAUUCCUUGUGGACAUGUGGCUGGCCCGCCAAACACCAGAGAAAGUCCUCCCCAUCUUACUAAAGGUGAUUGAGACAUGCAAGGACGAGUACGCCGAUGCUGUCGCCCAUGGAGAAGGGAUCUACAGCGUGGGCUACUGUUUUGGGGGAAAAUACGUGAUCAUGCUAGCCGGCGAACAUCCCGAUCAUGUCAUACAAGCGCAGGCGGCGAAGGAUGAAGAAGAGGGGAUGAUUAAGAAGGGGCCGCUAAUUAAGACGGGCGCUGUUGCUCACGCGACGAUGGUGACGCGGGAAGAUCUGAAGGCUGUCAGGAUGCCACUGACUAUGGUUUGCGUCGAGAAUGACCCUCUAUUUCCUGACGAAGUGCUGGAAGUUGGUCGAAAACACCUUGCAGCAAGCAGCAUCGAGCAUGAGAUCAAGACAUAUCCGGAGGUCCCGCAUGGAUUUGCGGUGUACGGAGAUUAUGAUUCGCCCGCAAUUAAAAGAGCCCAGGAAGCAGCUUUUCAACAGAUGCUGAACUGGCUGAAGUCGCACUAA
Cladophialophora bantiana CBS 173.52 is the source of this 1011-nucleotide messenger RNA. RefSeq lists its product as uncharacterized. Lineage: Eukaryota; Fungi; Ascomycota; Eurotiomycetes; Chaetothyriales; Herpotrichiellaceae. The record is from RefSeq and is a predicted model, not a curated record. Gene Ontology annotation, molecular function: hydrolase activity. The transcript is spliced from 3 exons. Bases 1 to 1011 code for a protein of 336 amino acids.